Pelagomonas calceolata is the source of this 1347-nucleotide messenger RNA. The record is from the annotation of a GenBank genome assembly. NCBI's taxonomy places the organism in Eukaryota, Pelagophyceae, Pelagomonadales, Pelagomonadaceae.
AAGCAAGCAAAAGUUGAUUGGCAAUUUGCUGGGCGCAAAAUCUGCAAUCGGUUUCGGCCAGCGUUGUUGCCUUGCAGCUACAGUUGACCGCAGCCUUGUCGCCACCAAUGCGUAGAGCACGCCGGCUGCCGAUGCUGCUUGCAAGAGAGAUGCUCUCCUUGCAUUGAGCACAAUCUAGUGCGCGCGGACGCCACCGGACGCUGUGAACACGUUUCAGUGGCAUAAGAAGCGCCGACGCCGCGCUGCGCACCAUCAUUGCGCCGACGGCUUAAGUGCACAAAUAAGCCGCAGCCGACGAUGGACCUCGCCCGCCGCCUCAGCAGCGCGUUGUAUGGCGACACCGAAAAGGGCACGGGACUAGAAACGGCCGACGUCAACGACCAGGAGACGCUCGACAGGUUAAGGGACGACGCCAAGGCGCAAGCUAGGGCUCAGAUCGCGAAUGACCUCAAGAAGUUCCUCAGGAAGAAGAACAACAAGCACUCGCCGCCGCCCCGACGCCGCAACACCUACGAGGCGUGGAUCGCGCAAUUACAUCCUGAGAACGCGACCGUCGUCGACGGUAUUGUUACCGAUGUGGACCCUAGGUUCUUUAGUGAAGGUAGCGACCACCGGGCCAUCUGGAACUCUCAGAACCCGGAGAAACGUGUGGACGCCAUUGUGAGUUUAGAUGACAAGUACGCGCGCUUGGAUCGCGCGGCGACGUUAGUCCAACGAAUUUAUCGCGGGGCGCACCUGCGACGAAAACUGAGGGAGUCGAUCUUCGCUCGUAAACGAGCGGCGCAGGACGCGUGCCUCCAGGCGUGGCAGGUCGCGUGCGCGCCUCUACAACACCGAGGCGAGGCCUGGGACCGGCUCUUCUGCGACGCGUUGCCUCGGGGAAGGCGGCCGUCGGGCGUCGUGAAAGCGGCCGAGGCCGAGGCCGAGGCCUGGCGUCAUGUGGAUGCGACGCCCGAAAGUAAAGCUCGGUUCAGGGCCGAGAGCAAGCGCAUGUACAAGUUCCUGCAGUCGUUGGAUAAGCGCGACGUCGGGACGAUCGCUUCCGCGUUUGGGUUUGGGCCGAAGUCAAGGAGGCGCAAGCGCAAGGUCGUCGCGGCGUUGUUCGACAGCGCGCGCACGGCGCCGCCGUCGGCCGCCUUGCUGCGGCGCGCGCUGCGGCCGGAGAAGCCGCCAGUACCAGCGCGGCGCAAGACCAUCAUCGGGUCGAACGGCUCGGGCAGCGGCGACGCCUGCGACGCGCUCGCGCCGCCGGACCCAGGCCAGGCGUCCGCGUCGGACGCGGCCCCAUUCCGGUACCCGCGGAAGCUCGGCGAGGGCCGCGGCAAGAAGCUCUGGGAGUCGUGUUGA